AUGGUCCAUUGGCUGACCCCGGAGAAAAAGACCACUCAACAAAUGGGGGAAGCCAUUGUGGUGGAACAAUUCUGCCACGUGGUCAGCGCCAAAACCCAGGCAUGGAUACGGCACCACAACCCCGACACCCUGGAGGAGGCAGUCAGACUGGCUGAAGAUUACGAGGACUCCCUGAUGUCAGCCCCGGUCGGGAUCCUGUGUAACCAGCCGGGACAUAGGGCCAGGUCAUGCCCCUCUGCCAUGGAGUGUGACAUGGCUGUGUGCAACUGGGCACCUGGAACUGGGAGGAGGGGGCUGUCAGAACAAGCCAAGCUGACAGAGGAGUUCAUUUCUCUGCAGAGAUGUGUGCUGGCUAUCAGGGAGAGGGGGCUGUCAGAACAAGCCAAGCUGGCAGAGGAGUUCAUUUCACUGCAGAGAGCUAUCAGGGAGGAAGCUGACAGAGGAGUUCAUUUCUCUGCAGAGAUAGAUGUGUCAGAACAAGCCAAGCUGACAGAGGAGUUCUCUGCAGAGAUGUGUCAGGGGAGGGGGCUGUCAGAACAAGCCAAGCUGACAGAGGAGUUCAUUUCUCUGCAGAGAUGUGUGCUGGCUAUCAGGGAGGUGGGGGCUGUCAGAACAAGCCAAGGACAGGCAGGGCUGUCAGAACAAGCCAAGCUGACAGAGGAGUUCAUUUCUCUGCAGAGAUGUGUGCUGGCUAUCAGGGAGGAGGGGGCUUCUGCAAUAGAUUUUACACCUCAGUGUGCAGAAUGUAAUCCAGCUCUCUUCUUUCACAGAGUCUGUGAGCGCGAGGUCCUUAAAUCAGAAUGGAAGUGGAUCCUCAGCUCAGCAGUUGACAGUUUGUCUCUGGACCUCGAUACAGCACACCCCCGGCUCACCCUGCCUGUGGAUGCGAAACGAGUGAGAAGAACACGACGGGAUCUCCCUGACAAUCCCCAGAGAUUUGAUUCCAGGCGCUGUGUGCUGGCCAGGGAGGGCUUCACCUCAGGGAGACACUACUGGGAGCUGGGGGUGGGAGAGAAUACAUUCUGGAGAUUAGGAGUCAGCAGAGAGUCUGCCCUGAGGAAGGGGGGGUUCAGCAUUACCCCCCAGCAGGGUUACUGGACUGUGGGGUGGGAUGGAGAUGAAGGUAAAGAUGAGUUCACUGCUCUCACAGACCCCCAGACCCCCCUCCCCCUGAGUCUGAAGCCCCAGAAGCUGGGGGUGUAUCUGGAUUAUGAGGAAGGGCAGCUCUCCUUUUACAAUGUGGAGAGCAGAUCUCACAUCUACACUUUCACUGACAUGGAGUUCAAUCCCAAUGAGAAACUCUAUCCAUUCUUCUGGUCGUUGGAAUACAAAGACCUUGUGCUGGCGUCCCCGGGGAAGAUGAAUGACAGCUCUUUCUUGCUUCUAGUCUGGGAAUGGAUUCUUGCUGCAUCAGGUACUGGUUCACUUUACUACUUGUUUGCUAGAGGCUGAUAUGCUUGUUGAUUUAUUAUUUAUUUAUAUAACUCCCAUGUGGCGUGAAGUGUUACAGAAC
This is a messenger RNA of Polyodon spathula (Mississippi paddlefish), 1513 nucleotides long. Its product is annotated as E3 ubiquitin-protein ligase TRIM58-like. NCBI's taxonomy places the organism in Eukaryota, Metazoa, Chordata, Actinopteri, Acipenseriformes, Polyodontidae. The record is from RefSeq and is a predicted model, not a curated record. The coding region runs from base 1 to 1452 and encodes 483 amino acids. The transcript is spliced from 7 exons. Gene Ontology annotation, molecular function: protein binding.